This is a messenger RNA of Pneumocystis carinii B80, 731 nucleotides long. RefSeq lists its product as hypothetical. The record is from RefSeq and is a predicted model, not a curated record. Gene Ontology annotation, biological process: intra-Golgi vesicle-mediated transport; vesicle fusion with Golgi apparatus; intracellular protein transport. Gene Ontology annotation, cellular component: SNARE complex; Golgi apparatus; ER to Golgi transport vesicle membrane. NCBI's taxonomy places the organism in Eukaryota, Fungi, Ascomycota, Pneumocystomycetes, Pneumocystales, Pneumocystaceae. The transcript has 7 exons. Gene Ontology annotation, molecular function: SNAP receptor activity; SNARE binding. The coding region runs from base 47 to 700 and encodes 217 amino acids.
GGCUUUAACGACGACGAAUGAUAACUUAGGAUUUGGCAGAGAAGCUAUGGAACAAGAGCCAAUUAGUAAUUUUGAACGAUAUGAAGAAGAUCUACGGGUAGUUUUAGGGGAUAUUGAGGGGUUAAUUGUGGGUAUACGUGAGAAGAAUGAAGAGGGGAAAAAAAGGGGAUUUGGAGCGAUAGAACGUGCUCUAGAGGAAGCGAAUGAGAUUAUUGGUCAAAUGGAGAUUGAAGUUCUUCGUGUUCCAUUAUCACUGCGUUUGCAGAAAAAAACGAGAAUACAGAGUCGAAUGACAGAAAUAAACAAUAUGCGUAAAGAAUUUGAGUCACUUUGUCGAUAUGAACAAUAUAGAGAACCGUUUGUAUUAGACCAAGAUUUGGAGUCUCUAGAUCAAAGAAAUAGGCUUCUUAGUGGUACUAGGAAGCUUGAGGAAAAUUCAGAAAGAUUGAAAAAUGCGCAACGUAUUGCAGAUGAGACGAAAGAAAUAGGAGCGAAUAUAUUGAGAGAUCUUGGAUAUCAAAGAGAACAAAUUAUUAUGACGAAAAAUACGCUUAUUGAAGCGGAUAGUUAUGUGGACAAGUCUAUGAGAACAUUAAAAACAAUGGCACGAAGGGUAACGACAAAUAAAUUAAUAACGUAUUUGAUUAUUUUUGUUUUGGUAUUUCUUAUAUUUGCAAUUAUAUGGAACAAAUUGACUUAAGUGUAUUUAUUCUUGUAUAUAAGUUUUAAAU